AUGACAAUUGUAAAGGCAGGAAAUUUCAGCUCCUUGUCAGGGGCAACUACAUACGUUAAGGAUCAAGAAAUACUUGUCCAAACAGAAAACAUAGAAAACUCCAAAAACCGAAGAAACAGUAGGUACAAAGGGAGAAGAAAAAGUGUACCAAACGGACACGAAUACAAGACUACACACAAAAAACAAUACAGUUCAAUACAACACCUCGAUCGACGGAACGAACGUGAAAGUGUAAUACAGGAAAAUUGCAAAAAUAACUCUAAAAGAAGAGGGAAAUGCAGAAGCAAAUACAAUAGUGCUAACGCAAAAGAAAGACGUGACACGAGGACUUAUCGUGAUUACAGAAACAAAAAACAAUACGGACCACAGGAGUCGAAGAUGUACCAUGACAAAACGUACAGAAAAACAAAAGAAAAUAGACGUCAUGAGACGAAGAUGUACCGUGAUAAAAAUCACAGAAAUACAGAAGGAAAUAGAUGUGAUACAAGGACGUAUCGAGAUCAAACUUACAUUAUUACAAGCGAAAACAAGAAGAAAAAUUACAAGAAUACAAAUAAAUACGAAAGAGAAAAUUAUACGAGAAGGUAUCAGUAUGUAAUCUAUACAAAUACGAAGAAACAUGAAACAUAUGAAAGGACUUAUCAUAAUAAGAAUAGGAAACAGAGAAACAGGGGAGCACAGCAAGCCCAACAAGGAAGAAGAAACAAACAAUGGACUCAGGUGACUUACAACCACCGUGAGCGAAGCAGAAGAAAGAAACAAUGGACUCAGGUGACUUACAACCACCGCACAGUGGUGAAUUUCGCCGAAAACCUGGCCAAAAUGCAAAAAUUUAAGUUUAUAUAUUCCCGGAAAUUUUAUAUGAACCUUGUUUAG
This is a messenger RNA of Diabrotica virgifera virgifera (western corn rootworm), 876 nucleotides long. Its product is annotated as pre-mRNA-splicing factor 38B-like. The record is from RefSeq and is a predicted model, not a curated record. The transcript has a single exon. Lineage: Eukaryota; Metazoa; Arthropoda; Insecta; Coleoptera; Chrysomelidae. Bases 1 to 876 code for a protein of 291 amino acids.